AUGUCUCCCAAAGUGGGCCAAAUCACAGACGACUUGUCGGCAGACGAGGUGGACGAGCGGCCGAGCAAGCGGACUCGCCGAAGCCUGGUCGCAUGUCGGCGAUGCCAUUCCCACAAAAUCAAGUGCUCGGGCGGCAACCCAUGCCGCAAUUGCGCACAGCAACCCGAAGGUAGCGUCGAGUGUAGCUAUCCGAUGAGAGACCGCAAGGUGUUGAUUCAAGAGAGGUUCGAGGCUUGCCUGUCUCCGAUUGAUUCUUGGUAUACCAGUGAUGCUGACCUGCUUCUCAUCAGCUAUCUAAAUCAAUUGCGACAAGAGAACGAAGCAUUUCGCCUGGGUCGAGGUCUGCCGGCGCAAGAAGCAAGUAAAACAGAGUCUCCAGAUCAAGCGCUGGAGGAAAAAGCCAACAUUGAAGAGUCGGACAGCCAGGAAAACGUCACGACCAAUGCAGAUUUCGACCUUCGGAAUCCAUUGAUCGAAGACAGGGCAUGGUUUGUUACCGACAAUGCCUCUCGGCAGCCUAUCUACAUUGGCGAGGCGGCAUGUACAGCAUUCGGCACGCGACUGAGACAGUUUCUGAAGGGGAACGACCCUGUUGCGGCGCUGUCGAGGUCCAAGUACACCAUUGAUAAAUCCUUUCUGCGUAUGCCUGACCCGAUUUUUCAGUUGCCCAACCGCGCGUAUGCAAAUCUGUUGCUGAAGGUAGCGUUGCGAUUUCUGGGCAAUGAUUAUCAUUUGAUGGCCCGCAAGUCGACACUAGAUCGAAUGGAAGCGCUCUAUCGCAACCAAUCCUCUGAUGAUCCCGUGUUUCUUUGCAAACUAUUUGCUCUCUUCUCGAUGGGGGAGAUGUACGCCAACCGGCGGCUGCCCUCUACAAAAGGAUCCGAUAUCCCUGGCACGGGGUUUUUUGUGCAAGCAAUGAGUCUGCUGCAAGAUAUCCACGAGGAGGCCUCAGUGUUGUACGUGGAGGCACUUUUGAUUAUAUCUCUUUUCUCCUUGGCCCUCAACCGCACCAAAACGGCCUAUACAUACGCAGGAAUGGCACUCCGUCUGUGCCUCACACUAGGACUACACCACAACCUUCCCGAGGGUUAUCCGGUUUCAGCUGUGGAGAGGGAACAUCGAAUUCGGGUCUGGUGGAGUGUGUAUAUUACUGAUCGUAUCACCAGCUCAAAACUAGGCCAUCCGGUCACUGUUCGGGACAGCGACAUCGAUGUCGACUUACCAUCUAUGGAUCGCCUGACCUCGGCCGAGCGAGAGGAGUUUUCUGACCCAUCUCAUCUGGUGGCCCAUGUAAAGCUUGCAAGAAUUACGGGAGAUAUAAUUGGCGAUAUUUACGGACGAUCAGGCCAGGCAAAGGCUUUUGUGCAGAGCGUGCAGAAGAUUCUACGCAGUCUACGGUCCUGGGCCGAGACUCUACCAGAAAGCGUUCAGAUCUCACCUGGAAAGCCACAAAAAUAUGCUGCGAGAAAUGUGGCUUCUUUGCAUUUGUGCUUCAACCAAUGCGUGAUUCUCACAACACGACCAAUAUUGUUUCAUAUUUUCAAAUCGCGUUUCCAGGCACAAGGAGCCCCGGCAGCCUCGCCGACGACGAUGGCUCUUGCAGACGCCUGUAUCCAUGCGGCACGCAGUUCGAACAGUCUUUUGACGCAGCUGUGGAUAGAUGGUGGCAUGGCGAUCUUUGGCUACUUUGACUCGCACUACCUCUUCUCCUCUACUAUCAUUCUCAUGAUGUCCAGUAUCUUUGGCACAUCCAGCAGCGAUGCAGAUCGUGAAGCGGUCGACACAGCUUCAGACAUUAUGCAGUCUAUGGUGCAAGACGGUAACUUACCUGCAGCCGGGUUUUACUCUCAUUUUCUCGAAAUCCGCAAGGGGUUACUUGAAUUUGUUGAACAGGGAGGCGGCCACCCUCAGAAUUCAACUCCGGCAAUAGGAGCAGCGACAACAAUGGGUGACCAAGGCCCGUUGGAGCAUGAAGUGAGGCUGAAUGCUGCUGCUGGUACGGGCCAGAUCAACGACAGCAAUAGCGCGUUUUUGGUCCAGAGCGCACUGGACGAUCCGUCCAUCCAGAGCUUUCUCACUCAGGGAGAUGUCCAAUGGGGAUUUCCGGCGGGGAUGGAAAUGGCGGGGGACAUGAGCUUGGCGGCACCGUGGCUGUUUGAGUAG
Molecule: messenger RNA, 2163 nt
Organism: Talaromyces rugulosus
Lineage: Eukaryota; Fungi; Ascomycota; Eurotiomycetes; Eurotiales; Trichocomaceae
Exons: 4
Coding region: 1-2163 (720 amino acids)
Biological process (GO): DNA-templated transcription; positive regulation of transcription by RNA polymerase II
Cellular component (GO): nucleus
Molecular function (GO): sequence-specific DNA binding; zinc ion binding; DNA-binding transcription factor activity, RNA polymerase II-specific
Source: RefSeq, a predicted model, not a curated record